Metarhizium album ARSEF 1941 is the source of this 606-nucleotide messenger RNA. RefSeq lists its product as uncharacterized. The coding region runs from base 1 to 606 and encodes 201 amino acids. The record is from RefSeq and is a predicted model, not a curated record. The transcript is spliced from 2 exons. Lineage: Eukaryota; Fungi; Ascomycota; Sordariomycetes; Hypocreales; Clavicipitaceae.
AUGGGCAUGCCAUAUGUCCAGUUCAAAGUCCUCGGCAGACUUUGCCAGUCCCUCGGGGUGAGCAUUUGGGAGAUAAGGGAGGAGCACUGUCCCGUCAUGACGACCGGGCCGGCCGAUAUUGUCUACAGUACGACAUACUUGAAGGCGUGCGAGGCAGAAAAGGCCGAACAGAUUCCCCGAAUGAAGGAGGCGAUGCUCGACAGGGCGGCCAAGCGGGGGAGGGAGGAGUCUCGCCAGGCUCCCGUGCCUGUGCAUGGCGACCUGGCCAAGUCUCGAUGGGCUCCCGGGUCUGCCGCCGGUCCGGCCCCCAGGGAAGACACACGUGCGGCCGUGGAGGGCAUCAAGGCCGUUCCGUUCCCUCCAGGGAGAGACUGGAAGACUUGCUUCGAGAUUCCAUCUGCGAAGCUCCGGCAGUGCAUGCCCCCGGCGGUCCGGGUUGUCUGCCGAGUCAACCUCCACGGAGCUGGUCGUGCGUCUUGCCGACAGUCAAGUCGCGAGUCCUUCAACCAGCAGGAGCUGUUCGCUCCUGUGUUGGCAUUUCCGCCUGGGCUCGACUUUUUUUGGACCAAUGCCAUGGACGCGCACGCCGAGGCUAACCGCGCGUGA